This is a messenger RNA of Ochlerotatus camptorhynchus, 1605 nucleotides long. Its product is annotated as serine protease grass-like. Gene Ontology annotation, biological process: proteolysis. The record is from RefSeq and is a predicted model, not a curated record. Gene Ontology annotation, molecular function: serine-type endopeptidase activity. NCBI's taxonomy places the organism in Eukaryota, Metazoa, Arthropoda, Insecta, Diptera, Culicidae. The coding region runs from base 55 to 1497 and encodes 480 amino acids. The transcript is spliced from 4 exons.
GUUCAGAAGUUACGGUCACUCGAGUGAUCAAGUUGGGUAAAUCCCCGAACCAAGAUGGGGAAUCUGCUGUUGAUCAUGUCGCUACUGGUGGCGGCACUAGCAUUCGAGGUCAGUGCCAUCGGAGGAUGUCCAGAUGGGAAGGGCGUCUGCGUCGAUAGCCGAUACUGCAAGGGAGACCGAUGGAGCAGUUCCAAAAAGCACAAGUGUUUCCUGCCGAAUAAGAAGCGUGGAGUUUGCUGCGAUGGGUGUAAGACGACUAGGGGAGGACCAGGAAUAUGCGUUGCCCCUGAAAAGUGUGAAAGUUACACGAGAGAUUUUUUAUUAGACCGAAAGACGCUCAAUGAAGGCCAGUGGUGGAAGCAGCCCUCGGGAGUGUGCUAUGAGACAAAGAAUACGAAAUUUUACUGCUGUCCAACUGAGCUGCAGAAGCCAGCACCAAGGUUGAAGCCAAAAGCGAGCGCCAAGUCUUGGGCUGAUAACGGUUUCCCACCAUGCCAAACGCCCACAAACCACCCAGGCCGGUGUGUUCCCCUGCAUCUAUGUGACGAUUUGUAUGAUCAGUUCAUGUUCUAUAAAACUAGAAAACUGCAUAAACAGAUCUUGGAUAGUAAAUGUUCAUCGAAUACCGUAAACAGUACUUCCGUGUGUUGCCAGAAUCCAUCGAACCCUGAUGGGCUCAUCCGACACAAUAAGGCAAAAAUGUUUGACCUCCACAAGUGCGGCAACAUAUCCAUGACAGAUAGGAUCCUAGGAGGUACCGUGGCCGAUCUGGGACAGUAUCCCUGGAUGGCGAAUAUUAUGUACUACCGGAAACAUACAACUAGGUACGGCACGGAGAUGAGAAAGGUUACUCUAUGCAGCGGUUCGUUGAUCCACCCGAAGUAUGUGCUAACGGCAGCCCAUUGUAAUAAACAUUAUCGUCCUAUAUCCGUUCGGCUAGGCGAGUACGACCUGAGUAAGAAGAAGGAUUGCGUGGGCCAUGUCUGCGCACACCAAUUCAUAGAGCGUACUAUAGAGAAGUGGAUCACACAUGAGAAGUUUUCUGGAUGGACAGGAACGGCUGAUAUAGCUCUGGUGAAAUUGGGAAUUGCGGCCAAGAUCAUACCGGGGCAAAUUUCGCCAAUUUGCCUUCCACUAACCGAACAGUGGUUGAUGACGAAGCCUUCACAGCUGACUGCUAGUGGCUGGGGACAAAUGGGAAAUCAGCGAUAUUCCGAUGUAAUGAUGCAUGCGCAACUUCAGCUCGUGGAUUGGAAUGAGUAUUGUCGGUAUGAGGAUCAGAUUUGCGCUCGAGGCGCAGACAUGGAAGGACACUGCCGCGGCGACUCUGGAGGGCCAUUGCAGCAGAUAGUGCGCUUGGGCAGGAAGUAUCGGAUGGUGCUGUUUGGAGUGGUUUCCGGUGGUGCUUACAAGUGCAGCAAGGCAGAUAAAACGUCGGGGGUUUCAAUGUUGGUUGGAUACUAUUUGCGUUGGAUACUGGACAAUAUGGAAAUCUAGAAUCUAAAGCCAUAGCUGCGGAGUCGGAUCUAAAGUGAUCGACUCCUCUGAUUUGAAAUCACCGAUUCCGACUCCGAGCUUAAAAAAAAGGUUGUGUCCAAAGCACGA